This is a messenger RNA of Lachancea sp. 'fantastica', 918 nucleotides long. The record is from the annotation of a GenBank genome assembly. NCBI's taxonomy places the organism in Eukaryota, Fungi, Ascomycota, Saccharomycetes, Saccharomycetales, Saccharomycetaceae.
AUGCCCCUGGAAGUUGAAGACAAAUGUCUGGCAUUUCAUGGCCCGCUUUUGUACGCGGCUAAGAUCCUGAAAGUGCAUGAUCCGGACACCCCUGGUGAAAAACAAGAAACAAAGAAUGACGAACAAAGCGAGGCAGAAGAGGUACCUGCGAAUUUGAAAGACCAGCAAUGCUAUUAUAUCCACUACCGCGGCUGGAAAUCGUCGUGGGACGAAUGGGUGGGCCUCGACAGGAUCCGCGAGUACACGGAUGAAAAUUUGGAGUACAAACGACAACUUGUGGAGCAGGCCAAAGACGCAAGACAAGCGAAGAAAAAGGCGCCUGCCAAGCCCCGCAAGAUGGUGGAGCCCCGCAAACGCAAAAGCCAGCCAGGCUCCACACCUGACGACGCAGUGGGCGUUGCCCAGCCCCAGGGCCCCCGUAUAGCGAUCCACAUAUCGCAAACACUCAAAGCCGUAUUGGUGGACGACUGGGAACGCAUAACCAAGGACAAAAAACUGGUACAGCUGCCGUGUAAAUCCACUGCAGCAGAUCUUCUGGACAAAUAUUAUAAGUCGGCCAGUGCACAAGAGAUCUCGCCCGUGCUACAAUCACAGCUACAAGAAUACUGCAACGGGCUGAAACUUUAUUUCGAUCACUCACUUGCGGUGAUACUACUGUACCGUUUUGAGCGAAUGCAAUAUGCAGAUCACAUGCAAGAGCAACCGUCCACUGUAUAUGGCGCCAUUCAUCUGAUGCGAUUGCUAAGCAACCUUCCUGAGCUGGUCUCACUUACGUCCAUGGAUGAAUAUGGCUGCGAGGUAGUUGUACAGCAGACUGACAAAUUACUCAAGUGGCUCGAAAACCAGUCCGACCUUUUCAGCGAAAACACCUACGUGAACACUAGUAGCCAGUACGAAGGGAUGGCCUUGGGACUCUGA